Vanessa atalanta (red admiral) is the source of this 687-nucleotide messenger RNA. RefSeq names its product calphotin-like. The transcript has a single exon. The coding region runs from base 1 to 687 and encodes 228 amino acids. NCBI's taxonomy places the organism in Eukaryota, Metazoa, Arthropoda, Insecta, Lepidoptera, Nymphalidae. The record is from RefSeq and is a predicted model, not a curated record.
AUGAAAAUUUUCCUGAUUGCUGCCGCUUGCAUUGCCGUGGCCGUUGCUGGCCCUGCGCGAUUCGCUGUACCCGGCAUCGUCGUACCUGAAGUUAUUGAAAACGAGUCUAUCUCCGUUGGACCCGCAAUCGUGGAAGGUGAUUACGAACCCAUCUCAGUUGGACCAGCCAUCGUUCCCUCGCCUGUGAACUCACCUUUAGUCCAGAUCAUCGUUAACAUUAAGACAGGCUCUGAUAAACCCGUGUUCGUCGAUCAUCCCGAAGUUGAUCCUAUUAUUGUGGCUCCUGUAAUCAUUCCUGAGGACACAAUCGACGAAACCGAUCCAGUCAUCGUCGCUCCUGUUAUUAUUCCCGAGGAAGUUAAUGUCGAGACUGAUCCAAUAAACGUCGCUCCUGUUGUUAUUCCCGAGGAAGUCAAUGUCGAGACUGAUCCAAUAAUCGUCGCUCCUGUUAUUAUUCCCGAGGAAGUCAAUGUCGAGACUGACCCAGUAAUCGUUGCUCCUGUCAUUAUUCCCGAGGAAUCCGCCGCUGAACCUGAACCCAUCAUAGUCGCUCCUGUGAUCAUCCCCGAGGAAUCAGAUGUCGAGUCCGAAUCUGUUAAUGUCGCUCCUGUGAUCAUCGAGCCGGAGCCUAUCAUCGUAGCUCCUAUUGUGCCUGUCCCUGUGGUUAUUCCCGAAAUCCUCAACUAA